CCUCCACUGAGCUGCUUCUGAUCCGCCCUCGCCAACGCGGGCUAUCGCUGACAGUUGAUAUCUUUGCCAGAAGGAUUACCCCAUGCUAAAAAAAGAAACAACAACAACAACAAAACUUUAUCUGUUGCAAUGACUUUGCAAUUCACUUCCUGGUUCACAGACAACUGAAACAAUGGCGGUUCCCUCAGAGAUCAUCGAAAAAGAAAGGAAAAAAUUGCUUGAAAUCCUCCAGCAGGAUCCUGAUUCUGUCUUGGACACCUUAACCUCUCGGAGGCUGCUGUCUGAGACCGAGUAUGACAUACUGGAGGGCCUCACAGACCCCCUGAAGAAGAGUCGAAAGCUGCUCAUUUGGGUCCAGCAAAAGGGGGAGGUGAGCUGUCUGCACUUUCUCCAGUGUCUGGUUAGUACUUUCCCAGAGUCAGCUGCCAGUUUAAGGCAUGGUUUUUUACAAUGUGAGACUGUAGAACUGCCUCAGUCUACGAGGAUAAGCAAAAAUUCAGAAGAUGCUUUUUUCCAUAGGGGUAAACAACCUGGGAAUCCUCAGAUCGCAGUGUCCUUCAAAGAGAAAGGACAAUUGGAUUUGGAAGCCUCUGAGUCUUUUGGGGACAAGAGCAUUAGUGAUGGAGAAAUGGCUUUGCCCCCAAAGGAGAAAAAUGAGAAGAAACGUGACAUACCAAAUGAUUCAUCCUCAUAUUUACGUGAAGAUAUUGAAUAUGAAAUUCCAUCAACUAUUGCAUACUUAAGGAAUGAACAGAGAUAUGAGAUACCAGAUGAUUCAUUAUACUUGGGACAAGAGGACUAUCGAAGAACUUUUGGAUGCCCUGAAGACGUGGAUCCCAUUGUCGAAGAGGAGAACGACGACGCCUCAGAGCACAUGGGAUCUGAAGGCGAAGAGAACUCUGAGUAUUCCGCUCCCACAGACUUCUCUGAUGAUGAGCAGAGUCACGAGGAGGCAGAAGCUGCCAUGUUAUUGGAAGAAGAGCAGGAGAGAGAAAGAAAAAAGGUGUUUACAGACGUCCUGUCAUGUCUGAACUUGGAUAGGAGCAGAAAGCUUCUGCCAGAAUUUGUUGAACAAUUCUCUUUAGACCGCAGCUCUAAGUGGACACCCGAGACUCCAGGAGAUCUGGCUUGGAAUUUCCUGAUGAAAGUUCAAGCACUCGAUGUGACGGCCCGAGAUGCCAUUCUCGGGCACAGAGUUCUGAAUGAGGGCAGCAAAGGACAGUUAGUGACUGAAAUGGAGAAUUUGGAACUUGGGGACAUACAAACCAUCAAUCCCCUGGAUGUUCUUUGUGCCACCAUGUUGUGCUCAGAGAGCCCUUUGCAACUCGAAGUCAUGGCAAACAUGUGCCGGUGCCAGUUUGCCCUUCCCUUGCUGCUACCAGAUGCAGAAAACAACAGAAGCAUCCUGAUGCUGGGGGCGAUGAAGGACAUUGUGAUGAGACUUCCGGCUCCAUCCUCAGGAGGCCUAGCUGAGGAUACGGAAAGCGGUCUGACUUGCAUCAAGAUGCCUGUGGUCUCUUUCGUUCGCUUGCAAAGCUGCAGCUUCUCCAAGUCCAGGAUCCUCAAUGCCCUGCUCAGCCCUGCCCAGAGGAAACCACACCAAAUUUUCCUUCAUCGGGAUUCACCCGGCCUGGUGCUUCCCCGGCAAAUCUCUGAUGGCUUGGUGGAGCUAACUUGGCCUUUUCCUGAUGAAGAUGGACUGAAGGGAAGCCAUCGCUUCUUCCAAAAGCCUGUCGCCGUGGCCAACCUCCGUGGAGACCUGGAACGAUGUUGGAUUCAGUUUAGUUUUCUGAUGGAAGUUUCCUCGGCGGUGUUUUUUUGCACUGACUACCUGGGUGAAAAGGAAUGGAGCUUGCUAAGGUAUUUAGGCAAAGCUGCCAUGGAAAGGUGCUACUUUGUCCUCAGUUCCCAGGCCAGGGAGAGUGAAGAGGCUCUUGUUUUUCAGAGGAUCUUGGAACUGAAGCCCUCACAGCUCCUGUUUUUGGAAGGGGAGGAAGCUGGAGAUGGAGGGCAGGCCGUGAAGUGCCUUCACACUGCCCUGCAGGAAGUGAUGGGCUCCCCGCUAAGGUGUGUGUCUGUGGAGGACAUGGCCUUCUUGGCCAGGGAGCUGGGGAUCCAGGUAGACAAAGACUGCCAGAACCCUCAAGGCCUUGACGUUCCCCCCAGUGAAAACAGGACUGGAACAGCUGAACCUGAAGGACAACAAGGACACGCUCCGCCCCAAAUCCCACCUCAGGGGCCUACAAGACAGCCUGGGGUUCUAUGUGGGCUCAGCCAGAAUUCUCAGGAUAUCUACUCCACCCCAGUCUUCAUGCCUCCUCCACACAUUUCCUCGCCUUUCCCAUCCAGAAGUGGAGGAGGUAACUUUAACCAGGCUUCCUUGAGACCCCCCUGGUUUAUGGGCUCUCGCUUUUGGUCAGGGCAGAGAUGUAAGUGGUUCCGUCCUACAGGCUUUCGUAAUAUACGGGCCCACAGGAGUUUCGGUGUUCAAUGCUUCCAACCCCCGAGAUUUUAUUCCGGUGACAGAUUCAUGAAUCGUUCCCCAACUGCUCAGGCAUGUCAUUGGAAUGGAAUGCCUGGGAGACCACCAAGACCUAUUUUUCAGCACACACGAGCCCAGCCUGCAAGAACAGAAACAAUGGGAGCUUUAGGAAAAGCCGGGGCAGUGGUCUCGCAGGUAGAUCACUUCCAUUGCUCAGGCUCACAGCCAGCGAGAGGGGUUGGAAGGCCAACCUGUGCUCAGGGAGCGCAGCUAGCUGCAGCGACUGGACAACACAUGCAAACACUAUCUUGUAUCAAAGACCCUCAUCAGCAAACCUCUCAAGCAGCAGGCACCGUACAAAAGCCCAGAAGACCAGCUUCUCAGCCAGGAGCCCAGCAGAAGACUCAGACUAGGCUUUCAAAUCCAGCUGUGCAAACACAACCCCAUCCCAUGCUCAAUAGCAAACCUUCACCCAGCUUCCAGCCCCAAUCCCAUCAGCCCAAGCACUCCCAGGCAAAACCCUCCCAAACUGUGUAUUGUCAAUCCCGACCCGCUCAACCCCAACCCUCUCAAACAAAAUCCUCUAUGUCCAAACCCAGUCAGCCCACGCGCCCCCAAUCUAAGUCUUAUCAGCCCAGGCCUUCGCAACCCAAGUCAGCCCAGACCAAGGCAUGCUACUCAAGAGUGGGUUCCAGAAGGUAGGAAAGCUUGGAAGCACUUAAGACCUAUGACAUGUAGCUUUUAUUCAGGCCGUUUCUAUCAUGUAGUGACCUAAAACGUUUCAGUACUGGUAAAAGACUACUGCCCUUAGCGUGACACAGACAAAAUGGUAUGCAAAGCUUGAUUAGAUGCCAUUAACAUAUCUCUUCAGAGGUAUAUGAGAGGGGACAAUGUGGAGAAAUUAAGACUACAAUACAGCAGUAAAUAGAGUAGUUCAAUUCAACUUCGAGUAUCAGGUAGUGCGUAAGUCCAAUUCGUUUUCCAUCAAAAAUAAAUACAGUACAUAUUUUGUUUCAUGACAUUGAUUGCACACAGUGUAAUAGCACUCACUCCACUUCCUCCCUAGGUUUCCCAUUUCCAUGUGUCCUUUCCUAUCCCUUCUUGCUUUGUGAACUUUGGGGACUGCUUCCCUUUUGAUCUUGUAUGGUUGAUCGCUCUAGGAAGUAUGUAUCUCUCUGGUGUUAAUGUUCACCUUUUUACUCACUCACUGCCACUGAGUCGAUUCCGUCUCAUAGAGACUCUGUAUGACAGGAUAGAACUGCUGCUGUGGG
Molecule: messenger RNA, 3753 nt
Organism: Echinops telfairi (small Madagascar hedgehog)
Lineage: Eukaryota; Metazoa; Chordata; Mammalia; Afrosoricida; Tenrecidae
Gene: CARD6
Product: caspase recruitment domain family member 6
Exons: 3
Coding region: 173-3184 (1003 amino acids)
Biological process (GO): regulation of apoptotic process
Source: RefSeq, a predicted model, not a curated record